Molecule: messenger RNA, 1626 nt
Organism: Rotaria socialis
Lineage: Eukaryota; Metazoa; Rotifera; Eurotatoria; Philodinida; Philodinidae
Source: the annotation of a GenBank genome assembly
AUGGCUGGUUAUUCAUUUCAAUCGUCUUCUUCAUCUGGAGGCGGUGCUGAUAGCGCAUUCCAACAAGCUGAUGCAAACGGUGAUGGACGCGUCGAUAUCAAUGAAUUCCGUAACUUUAUCAGUCAAAGUCUCGGUGGUGGCGGCGGUGCAAGUGGAGGUGCUGGUUCGUCAUACGAAUCAUCAGCCUCAUUUGGUGCUGGUGGUGGUGGUGGUUUCGGUGCAGGUGGUAGUUCAUCAUACGAAUCAUCAGGCUCAUUUGGUGCUAGUGGUGGUGAUAGUUUCGGUGCUGGUGCAGGUGCAGGUGCAGGUUUUGGUGCUGGAGGUUCAAGCUUCGAAUCAUCAUCAUUUGAAUCAUCAUCAUCUGGUGGUGGUGGUUAUGGUGCCGCUGGUGGUGCAAGUAGCUACGAAUCAUCUUCAAGCAGUGCUGGAUUCUCUGGUGAAGCUGGAGCCGCUUACGGAUCAUCAGGAUCAUCAGGAUCAUCAGGCGUUGCUGUAACCCAAUAUGCUACUGAUGCUCAAGGACUCUUCAAAGAUCCUAACCCACAAAUCAUCCGUCGUCCAGCUGCUGGUGGUGUACAAACAUACACACAAAACAUCAAAGUUCGAUUCCUUCAACCACCCCCAAUACCACCACCAGGCCCACUCAUCAUCAAAGAAGUACGACCACCUCAACCACCUCCACCACCACCGCUUCGUAUUCGUCAACAAGCUCCAUCUCUUCCAACACCACCACCUCUUAUUCUUCGUGAAAGACCACCCCAGCCACCAGCAUCAACUGGUUCUCAAACAGUCAUCCGUCGUUUAGGUGCCUUACCAGUUCCACCACGAUCGGUCAUCAUCGAACGUCUUGCACCUCUCCCACCCAAACCACGUGACAUCAUCAUCGAACGUUGGGUUCCAUAUGGCGCUCAAGGUAAACGACGUACCAUUGUUCAACGUGCUACAGGCGGUGCUAAAUACCCAGCACCACGCAACGUUAUCAUUCAAUACGAAGCAGCUCAAGUUCGUGUUGUUCGUCAAUUCCAACGUCUUGGUGUUACACAAGCUAAUCCACAAUCUUAUCUUCAACAAUAUGGUGCUCAACUUCUUGAUGCAAGCACACUUGUUCAACGAGCUCGUUCAGCCGGUGUUGUCGAAGAUAUCUCUGCCCCAGCUGGUGCUGGCGCUGGUGCUGGUGCUGGUGCUGGUGCUGGUUUCAGUGCUGGUGCUGGUUUCAGUGCUGGUGGCGCUGAAUUCUCAUCUGGAAGUGCCGGAGGUUCGGAAGCCAGCUUCGGUGGAUCAUCAUUUGAAUCAUCAAGCUUUUCAUCAGGCGGCGGUGCUGGAUUCGAAGGCGGUUUUGCUGCUGGUGGUGGUGGUGGAUCAUCAUUCGAAUCAUCAAGCAGUGGUGGUGGAUUCGGUGGAUCAUCAUUUGAAUCAUCAAGCGGUAGUGCUGGAUUCGAAGGCGGUUUCGCUGCUGGUGGCGGUGGUGCUAGUGGAUCAUCAUUUGAAUCAUCAAGCUUCUCAUCAGGUGGAGCUGGUGGUGCUGGUGGUGCCUUCCAACAAGCUGAUGCAAACGGUGAUGGACGUGUCGAUAUCAAUGAAUUCCGUAACUUUCUUAGUCAAAAUCUUGGUGGUGCAUCAAACUAA